Molecule: messenger RNA, 1719 nt
Organism: Mytilinidion resinicola
Lineage: Eukaryota; Fungi; Ascomycota; Dothideomycetes; Mytilinidiales; Mytilinidiaceae
Exons: 2
Coding region: 340-1506 (388 amino acids)
Source: RefSeq, a predicted model, not a curated record
AGGACGAUGGCGCCAACGCCUCCCCGUGCGGGCUGUCAUUGUGGAGCUGGAAUUGGGAGCCAGAAGAACCUGCUUCUUCUACCGCUACUUCGCCUCCUCUCAACCUCAUCCGUCAUCCCGAAACAGCUGUCCAACAAACCUCCCGAGCAGCCUCAUCGCAGUCGGCAUUUGUCCUUAUUCUGAGGCAGUGGCACCGUCAAAGGGAUUCACCACCACCCAUCCAGCCUCGCCAGCUGCUCCGCGGUCGCUGAGACUGGACCGCACGUCACCAAGUGAAGAUGCCCAUGCUCUGAAUCCAUUGCAUCCAUCAAUUCGACACGAGCUCUACACCAGCCCGCCAUGAGUAACCUGUGGAACAAGUCUCCACAGGGCGCCGGCUUGGAUCUACCUCCUGCGAAACGAAUCUCCACGCCUGCCGGCCAGCGCUUGUCUGUAAUCUUGGAGAAUGGCGCAACUGCUCCAGCACGCCCAAAGGAGGCCUACAGGUCGUCUAUGAAAAAGGGAACCUUUGGCCUGGGAGAGGCGCCACGUGAAAGUCUGGAAGAUGGACCGCACGGCUCAAGUUAUUCCUACAGCGCGUGGUCCGAGACUUCAGGCGAAAAGCUUUACGAUCUCAAGGAUAUCAAGAACAACAAGCAAGUUUCGAAAAGAGGAGGAUGGAAGAGACUAGCUUUGAUAGUGGCAGUACUUCUCACAAUCAUUGUUGCGAUAGUAAUUGGGGUCGUAGUCGGCACGAGGAAGAAGCACUCCGGCUCCAAGAGCAGCGAGAACGAGAAUUCAAACCCAGCACAGACGAGCGCUGCGUCUAACGCCAUAACACCAGGAGCCGCCACUGCGACACCAACAGCCACAGCCUCGCUCUCACCGACCUCAACACCGUCAAACUUCCCCGUGGGCUCCUACAGCUUGGUCACCUUCCUAGACACGGUCCAAACCAAUUGCACCGCCAACCCAGACACAUGGACCUGCUACCCCUACACCGACUUCAACACGGACCCUAACAAGUCCAUCGCUACCUUCAACUGGAUCAUCACCUCCCCAAAGGCCAACACCUUCGCCAUCUCCAGCACCGAUAACCCUUUCUCCAUCUCCUUCUCCAACACUCCCCUCGAGCUCCUCGACGAAGGACUAUCCACCGAACGCUACCGCUUCCAGCUCGACGCUACUAACAAACAGGUCUCCCCGUCUGGAUCUCUCACCUCAGACAACGCUGCCGUCACCUGCUUCUACAACAGCACCACCCUCCAAGCAUACCUCUACACCAAGAUGGCCUCGUCGUUCCCAGACGCCUCGAAGGGCGAGAACUCUGGCAACCCAUCCUUCCCCGUAUGGCCAUUCGCCGUGCGCGUCGAGCAGGCCAUCGGCGGCGGGCAGGACGUGCCGAACUGCUGGACCCUGCACAACGGCGUGCCCGACCAGCAAAUCACCGACGGGCUGCAGGCGCAAGCUCAGGGGGAGCUGUGCAGUUGCUUAUACAAGAACUGGCGGACGCCUGGGGUGUAUUGAUAUAGGAAGACAGCGUGGCCGGCGGUCAGGUUCGAAGUUUGAAUAUACAUACACAGGGACGAGCAGGCGACGUAUUGUACGACUUUUGUUUUCGCGCGAGCGUGCGUUGCGUUGUUAUUACCCUUGGUACUUUCUCGAGAGCGGAUGGGGUACACACGGUCCUGGGCGUGUGAAAGCGAGGCGUUUUGAACAUUUGUUAUAUAUCCGUAAAGC